Molecule: messenger RNA, 38772 nt
Organism: Amoebophrya sp. A25
Lineage: Eukaryota; Dinophyceae; Syndiniales; Amoebophryaceae
Source: the annotation of a GenBank genome assembly
CUGCGCAGAGCUCGCGCGGACUAUUCAGCAAUAGACCACUUCUCAAAAAACUCCGAAGAAGAAGAGAAGUAGGUAGUGCUUCGUUGUCUCUAGACGUUGUGAAAAUAUUGGUUUCAUCUACUCUCUGUUCUAGAUCUUCUUAUUAAGGUUUACCACAGACAAUGCAUGCUUCACUACCAUCCAUGGCUCGUUUUCCAGUGGGAAAAGGCGCAGGGAUGAUCUGAAGAAUGCAAUGGCGCAAUAUCUAAUCUUUGGUGUGUGAAAGACGAGACUUUCUAUGUAGCUGAUACAUGAAUGUCGACAGUUUCCUUCCUCUUUCAACGCGUCACGUUCACACAGGUCUUGGGGAAACAUGCGCAAAAAGACGCAGAGCAAUUGAUUUGUCGAUUGUGGAGAAUUAUACGAGCAACAGCGUAUGAAGUCAAGUUAGUACUGCACAGAGGAGGAGCGAUUUUUGAAGAAGGUAGAGGUAGAGGAAGCAAGACCAACCGCAGCCACCAUUAUCGCAGAAACAAGGCUUUUGAAGGUAUUUUAUUUUUAUGAGCUAGAUUCAUUGUGGUAUUUUUUUGGGGAUAAGUCUAGAAACUAAAGUUUAACUCUCUUCUGUGUAAGCUUUCAUGAUCGCCACCACCAUGACCAUCCAUGAGAACAAGAACUACUCUCGUCCAUCAAAAAAUACUGGAAAUCCAUGCACCAAGUGCUUCAGGCAAUUCGAGUAGUGGGCUUUUCGAUCAUCAGCUACUCCUAUCAUCGCAGAAACAAGGUGGAGAGCUGGUCUACUUUUGAGGGUAUUACUGAGCUACAUUCUUUUCUGGGGACACAUUUACUAGACGCACUUCUGGAGAAGGCUUCAUGACCCAUGAUCGCCACCACGUUGAACAUCUUCGUUAUGAUCGUCGCCAAAAAAAGGAAGUAAAAUCAGAAAUACUACUACUCUCCGACUACAAACACUUCCAAUCCACCGACACCCGCAGGCAAUUCGCGCAGUGGUUUUUUGGAUACUAUACCCUAUCCCUACGGUCAAGCGCUACUGCAGUCGGGUAGGUGAGACGCGAUUUUUUUCGGCUUCGGCAAGUUCUUUUUCAUUGGUGAAGAGGAACCCAGGAGAAGAACUGUCUCGUCGUUGCUAGAUACUCAAGAGCGGUGCAAGUCUAUUUUGUAUUGGACUUGAAGAUUGAUCGCAGGCUUGUCUCAGAUACUCAAUCGUUUAAGCAUAUUGCUUCGAGUAUGUAAAGCAUGUUAAGCAUAGCGUUUUGAGUAUGUAGAGUGUGUUCACGCAUAGAGACACCCUUUCCACGUUAGUUCCACGUUGGUAUGUCUUCCCCAGUCUUCUUCUUGUGUCUUCUCCUGAAUUGAACAAAUCAAUGCGCUGUCCUACUUGUUCAGCAGGUAAGUGCUGAGCUUCGAGGAGCACGAAGGGCUGUGACAGGAGUACUCAUACGCGCACUAGCGCGAGCAUUUUCAAGAACCGACACCGCCUGAGCAGUGAGAGUCUUUUUCCCAACCAGAGUUGUGAAUACUGGGCGUGAGGUAAUGAAAUCCUGUUGAGAUAGCCACGAACUACGUUAACAAUGUCAUGCUACUUUUGAAUGAUGACUGGUGGUCUGAAGAUACUCAUAUAACCUGUCAUGCUUUUUUUGCACUGGUCUGACAGCUGUUAUCCUCCUCCAUAGACAUCAGCGAGAAGUUUUCUUGGUGUUCUAGUCUUCUCAUUUUCUUGCCAACAGCAGGUAGACAAAGAAAGGCAAAGCUCUGGAUCUCAUUUUGUGGGCGAGAUUCUCGGAAAAUUUACAUUUUGUAUCGAAGUGCGGAAAUGAGAGGCACGAAAAUAGAAUCAAGUGGAUCGGAAUACUAGACAGUGCUGCCACGAAGAGAGCCGACCCCACUAGAAUAGAUAAGGUACUGAGAAUCACUUAGCUCUCGUUUCCUCCAUCAGGUGGCGAAAGUGUGUUGCUCUUCCAUUCAACUAUUGACAUCUUGGGCUUUUUUUUCGAUUCAAAUUCAUACGUAUUUCAACCUUACACAACAAACCAGGUAGAAAACUACGCUAACACUUGUCCGAGCGGGGAGAAAAGCUUACUAAGAAGUUCUUGCCGAAUUUCUUGUGCAAAAAUAAGAAUGCACCGCAAUCGGAAUUUUUAUAUCAGCAAGCGGAAACGCGUUGCUGCGGCGAAGGGGCUACAAAUAACCUGCACGACUGCCGCAGUCGUGUCAGUGCUGUGGCUUUGCUUCCACGCUUUCGUUUCUGGUUCUGGUGUUAUGGCAAAUUUUCGUCUAAGAUACAAGUGCAGCAAGUAAGAGCAGCCGUUUUUUUAGGCGAACAUAGAUACACUUACGUCCUUUUGAAGCAUUAAGAACUGCGCAGCAGUGCGUUCAUGCAAAAUCUGGCGUGUGAGGCGAGGUGAGUGAUGAGUGCGCUACCGGUUCCCCCCUCCUCCACCAACGGCGGCCACGCGCCUACAUCGUGUCGCUGUCGUCCUAUCAUUAGUCCUGCCCAGUCAUUGCCCAGGCAUUGCCCAGUCGCUGCCCAGUCCUAUCCAGUCCUCUGUCCUGUCCAAGUCUUGUCUUUCUUCUUUCAAUGAUAGCAUCGAUCAUCAUCAGCUUGCAAGCCUUUUGCCUUCGUCUGCGCUUCAAGUCCACAAGAUCACUUCCUAGAAGAUCACUAGGCCAUCAGUCAAAUUUUCCUUCAGCGAACUCAUCAACGGCAACAAGAUGUCCAAGGAAGGAAACGCGUAGGGAGUACAACGACCAGCGGGCCAAGCGGGAAUCGAUCAACGCGCUCGAACAUAGCAGGGCGGGUGGUAACGUAAUGCGCCGCAAAACGCAUCAAGAUCGUCAGAUCGCAAACGAAAACCAGACGACCCGCCACGAAAAUCAUACGCGUCCACCACUACCAGUCAGCUUACUGGGAACAAAGCGAGGAGCUUAUGCUAUUGCGCAAGAAUCGAAGGCACCAAGUGGCCCGGUGGUUACUGUUGCGCAGCCGCUCGCCUUGAUUCAGCAGCUCUGGGCAGUGACAGAUCUCGCGACAGCGUAGCCCGUCUCGUGAAAGAGGACAGCGCCAGCGCGUGCACAAUCGACGAGGCUCACUCUGAUACUGCUUCCAACAUCGACGGCAGGCCUCUCAUCUACGACCUCGAUAAUAAGCUUUCCGCACGGGGCGCAGUGACGCCAGACACACCCGCUGUCUGUGAGGCAUGCCGCUUCAUCCCAGGGGAUUGCCAAGGACAAGGAGGCACCGUCUUGGCUGAGGGACUGACUAUACAAGGGGCCGAAGCUAGGGCAUCCAUUUGGACGCACAGCCAUGGCAUCGGCAUCGCCUGACUGGCUGUCCGGCGGCGACGUGACUGAUGCAGUAGACCAAAUCAUGAAAAGCAGCGGCUUUGCAGGCGCAAAGAGACAUGGUUAGUGCUUGAAGUUCGGCGCCACAGCUCUGCCUUUUUUCGCUCAUCUGCAUGAGAAGAAACGAAAGCGACAACUUCCAACAGCGAACACGCCGAGGAGCCCUCCGGGGUAGAGACUACCGGCGAGCGCUGUCCUACUAAAGUUAUCGCCAAGGCUGACGCUGACACUUCACUGAAAGGGGCGCAGGCUGUCAAUAUGCCAUGGGACGCCUCUCGUCGCCGCAGUGUUCGGCCUGCGAGAUGGAACUCCAGGACAGUACAGCUGUCCGCUAUUGUACGGGGAACCGCAGCCAUUUCGCCACCACAGUUGAACACAUAGCGGAUACCGCGGCGAGGGUACUACAGUCGAGCGUGACAGUGUGCGUAGAUUGAUAAGAAGUAGAGCCUGACCAUUGGCGCAGCACCCACUAUGACAACCUCAGCACGCACGUGAACAGUCAAGCCCUCGCGUCAGCCUUAGAGCUACGGCAAACUGAUGCCCAUGGUUCUACUCCCUUCUGAUCGCGCAGAAUCCCCUGGCGUACGCAAAAGCCAACAGGGCCAAGGCCGGGAGCGAACCUAUUGGCAACGCGCUUAGAUGCCCCCGCGCCGACCUAAUCAAGACGCCCGGGCCCACGCACCGUGGGAAAUUUCAAUGUGAGUUUUUGCCCCGAAGGACUCCUCGUCUUUGGGCGUUGCGCUGCUGUUCACAUCCGCCAGCCUUCUGCUUUGCAUCCCGCUAGCGCAUGGAGCUAUCAGCUGCAGGCAUCUUCGGCGGAAUCUACCUUGCCUGUCUGAUCGAGAAACUGGCCACGGCGUUGGUUCUUUGCAUUCUGAUCGGCCAAGAACGCAGCGGCGGCGUAGUAAGCUGGCUGAUCGACCAGGGCGAGCCACCACUACCUCCUUUCAAUGAAGAAACCUGGCCAAGCGAAGCAGUCAUUUGAAUGGAAAGCACUCGGCUGAUCACUGUGUCAGCACAGCGCUGAAGUGCAACGCAGACGAGUUGCUCUCGGCAGAAGUCUGGGGCUUCAUCAGCGGGACCGAAAAACAAGGCUGCGAGCUGUGCUCUGGCGUCAGCGCUUUCUGCUGCUGUGACAAGAGCAGAGGGCUUGCUUCAAGACAAACAAUAUUACCACGAAGGUCAGCACUACGCCAGGCGCUGCCCCCUCUGGCGCUUCAUCUUCAUCCGGUGCCGCCUAAAGAGUUCUUGGCUGAAGUCAGAGCGAGGCUUGCCCAUACUAAGGAGUGCCGAGGCGUCGUAGCGUUUCUGUUCUUAGCUUGGUUGAUUUCAAGACUUCGCGCGCUCUCUGCUAGCACACGUUGGGCGUUUAUUUAAGUCGUAGGCGCGGCCUCUCCUACAAACAAAAGCCGUCGGCGUUUUUUUUGCAACUCUUCGACUCUUGCUCCGUACGUCAAAGAGUCACCACACAGCCAAGCACUACCCGCACCCAUUUGCUACAGCCUCGCACGAGUUUCCCGCAGCGCCCAUCCUUUUGCAUGAGCAUGAUAGCGACGCGCGCGAUAUCAACGGAGAGCACACAGUGGGCGCAAAUGUUCGGAGAUGGGAGGAAUUAACGCAAACAGGGGCGCGCAAACGAGUGCCACGAAAACAGACGCAGCGAGCCGCAUUCAUCAGCGGCAGGCUACGAGUUCCCCGCUACGCCAACUAAUCCCGCACGCCAGUCAAGUCACCAGCUAGCGACUGCGCUAGCGCGUUCAGAAUUUCAGUACUGCUGGAACCUGGUCAAGCAGUAUGGAGAUUAGUCAGGAUUCUCCUUGUCUUGGAAGUCGUUGCGCAUAGGGUAGCCAAUCCCCUCACGAACAGAGUUAACCAAUGGCGCAAAUCUACCCCAGACAGCAGGGCCGCUGAACUUCCUGCGAGGGAAACAAGGACAGGCUGAGCAAUGUGAUGGCAAUCAUGUGCGGACAUAGGAAGUCUGGCGGCGCGUUUCGUACCCAGGGAACGAACCUGCGGAGAAUGCGCAACAAGCAAAGGAAACGCGUUUGGGGGACUGCUCUCGUGUUGGUCGCCGGACGACAAUGCCAAACCCUUACGCACCAAAUGCAGCGAGCGCCGACAUGCAUGCGGGACGUUUGAAAACGGUCGAAGCCUCAGUGCUGGCAAUUUAGUUGCUCAUCAGUCGCAGCCACAGGGACGCCGUAGACUUGUAGACACAGCUGGGCCUUUGCCAUGUAAUCUCACGUACAACACCAAAGGCAGCGCGUCUGCCAAUUUCAUAACAAAUCUCAUGACAGAAAAAGCGGGCGACGUGUCCAAGACUGCCGACACUGUGGCCAUGUGCCCACGGUUUAGCAACUUCGUCGCCAUAUCUGACCAGCGUGAACUGGCUUAAGGGGAGACCCCCUGAUGAAGGGGGAGGCAGUGCAGGAGGGCAAGAGCAAGCGGAGCGGGCUCCCCUCGCCUCCUUGGGGUCCCCUGGAGAGGUGGCGGGCGCGGGUCUGGCCUCUCUCUGCGGGGUCGAGUAGGGGCGACCUUAGAUCUUAAAGAGGGCAGCCCUCUUAGGUAAAACGGUUGCAGGGAUGAGAUGGCGACGCAUCCCGCCCCACCAAAAAAGAGAAAAGCGCGCCCAUACAAAGAGAAGGCGCGUGGCUGGAAAGUUUCCGACAAUAUCUGAGAAAAAAAAGUCGGCAACUUUCGGAAACUUUCGGCGAUUUUCGGAAACUUUCGGGGCCUUUCGGACUUCUUCAGAGUCUUUCGGGAACUUUCGGCAACUUUCGGACCUUCAAAAGCUUUCGGCACUUGUCGGAAAUUGUCGGCGCCUGUUGAUUUUUUUGCCGUCUUUUUCACCAAAAUCAAACAGCAAACCAACGAGCAAGAGACGCGGACAUUAACAAAAUCCCGCGCGGCCUUUCCUGCCACACACAACGAAGCGAGCCGCCAAAGCGACGCGCGAGCCACCGCGGCGAGCACGGUGCGAGACCUGAGAGAGAGAGAGAAAGAGGAGCACACGGACGACAAGCAGGCCACACCGGUCUAACAGUCCACGCAUGGCCCGGGUGUCCCUCCCACCCUCCGAGCCAGCUAUGUUAGUCGCCCACCCUAUGGACAUUGGACGCCUUUGCGCCACAUUCUACGCGCAUGGGCGCGCGCCUCGCUCGGUCACUCAGUCUUUCGGCCGCUGGUUCCCGCACUCCCUCUCGCGCGUCUGUCGAUCUUCAAGGCCAGGCGCUCGCCCCAGCCAACUAGGGAGGUGAGUGAUCGAUGCCCACACCCACAGGGAUAAGCUUGCAAAGAUUGGCCAGCGCUGGCUUUCUUAUAUGCUUCCACCCCCAGGCUGGUCACUCAGUCGCCCCCCCUGGUAGACUGUCUGAGCCACAGACACGGAGCGAGGCCCCCACUCAGUCUGCCAGCCUCUGCUUGUGUCUGUCAGAUUGGUCGGCUGUCUCUGCCGCUUUCAUGCUUUGGCCCUUCACGCGUGAGGGCGAGGAGGUGAAAGCGUCGACGCGUCAGGCAGUGGCGCUCAACCUUCUUUGUCCACAGAUCUCGGAGUCGUCACAAAUGCCGAGCGGGGAUCAGUAGCUAGGCAGCGCCUGGCCAUGUGCCUGAUUGUGUUCCAUUGGCGCCUAUCUCGUGCCUGUCUUCUUUCUUGUUGCGUUGGUUGCUUGACUGGUGCGCGCUCUUUCUUAGGUUGUAGACUGGCUUGGCCUUGGCUUUUGUUCUUAUGGAUGUAGUUUCCCCUCAACGAACUUGAAUAAAAGAGCAAGCCGGUGGACCGACGUGGGAGAUUAAAGUCGCGAAGAAAGACCCUGCGCACAUCUUCGGCGCCACUCUGCCAAGGCAAUACGAUACAGCGACGCGCAUGCAGAGACAGAGGAAGAGCCAGGCAACCUGCUCAGCAAAUAACGAAGGCUGACGCGUGGAAACGUAGGAGCCUCGCCCGCAAUCUCUCACGCAGUCGAUGACUUGCACCCGCUCGCAGUCUUUCGCCUGUGGUCCCUCAAUCUAUCACACAAGGCGGGGGUGAGGACUGGCAGAGAGUGAGACAGAACGGGUGGCGGAAUGCCAUGAAUUGAACGAACAAGAGCGAGAGCGAGACGGCCUCCGCGCGACUUGGAUAGAAUGACGAGGAGGACCGGGAGAGGGUAGCUACUUAAUAAGCCAGAUUGCUGCACACAUAGCCACGCACUUCCAAGCAGGCUGAUAGAGUUAGAGACAGCGCCCCCCUUGUCCAUCUCGCGCUGAUCACUCGGCGACAGUCUUGCCAUCGCUGGCGAGGUAUUGCGCCAGAGAUACAUAAGCCGAAGCACAUCGGCCGCGACUCUCCGUCGAGCGAUCACUCCGGUGAGUGGGCGGCUCGCUCCUGGCUGCCCACGGCAUCCAUCCCAGCGCCUGCCGGCUGAUAGUUGGACCGGUCUCAUUUUCAACGCGCACGCUGGGCUCACUUGGGUAGGGGGGGCUGCCAGUGCCAACGGAGGCGGAGACCGACGCCAAAACCGCCGCGCCUACUGACUGGCCCCCGCGUGGGUGUCUGCCUCUAGCUACCCACGCGCCGGCACCCGAGUGGCGUCCAUAUCCAUAAGCAAACCAGCAGCGCAACCCACGGCCAAAGGCACCACCAGGCAAACGAUAGCAGCACAGCCAGCGCCGGCCGGUGUCAAGACUGAGAGCAACGAAGCCACCUAAGCACCAGAACCAGGCGAACAGAGAGGCCCAGCCACGACACAGGCGAACAGAAAGGCGCCGCCUGCCGAUAAUAGGCCACACACACACAGCGACAAGCGUACCCUACCACGGCCGCCACCCAGCUGGGCGAACCAGUAGCGGCGCGGCUCUGCGAACCAAAUCGCAAACGCGACUGCACGAACACGACCCCCCACAAGUUCACUAAAGCGCGCACCUUACUAGCUAGAAGAACGGAAGAGCCGACAGCCAUGGGGAAACAGCAGAGCAGAGCAGGCGACUAAGAUACAAGGAAACCACCCCAGGGGUGAGAUGCCAACAAAAUGAAGAACACACACAGACCCCUAAGGACCAGGCCCCGCCUGGGGUUCUGCGUGGGUUUUAGAAGUUGCCAGCCUGCCUCUGCGGUAACUUUCGGAAGUUAGCUCUCGCGAAACAACGGAGCAGAAGAGGAAUUACCAACGUCAUCAAAUACCUCGGAGAUCGUUUUUCCGUCUUCGAGGUCGUCCAGUUGCUGCUGGGUGAUCUUGUCUUGGGUGCUCAAAGGCUGAGCUUGCGACACUGGCGCUUCUUGGGCCGCAAUCUUUUUUCUGUUGAUUGAAAGUGAGUAAGCACUUUAGUCGAAAGCCGUGCUCAGUUCGGUUGACUUAGCGCCCAGCUAGAUUAACCAAAAAGGUUAGAAGUGCAGCUGUGGGGAUGUAGCUAAAAACAACAGCGCACGGAGUGAGAUAACAGACGCACGAGACCACACGUUAGAGCGCCACUCUAUAAACAGCAGACGCCCUGCAGUCUUUACUGAUUGCCUCCUUCAAAGUUUCUUCAGCCUCUUCUUCUCUCGAUGUUGUUUCCUCGUCUCUUGUUGUUCGCUGUUCGAAUCAAACACAAGCUGGCGCAUCAGUUGGCUAGCCAAACGGUUAGAGAAUACCGCUAAAGUGUGCAGUUGAAGCACUUCACUUCCCCGCUAUUAAUCUGCCAGGCGUCCCCUUCAGGUUCGCCCUUCCUCUCUUUUUCUCCUACGUUGUUGGUAUUGUUGUUGAAGAGUGGGGAGUGAUUAGGCUGCUCCGAGAGAAAUAAGUGAGAAGCAACAGCACUUGCUGGCUUUUCAAGUGAUGAAGCAAGCCGGAAUAGAUGCGCAAUGCAACGGAGUGAGAGUCUAAAAGACUGCGCUUGCAUUAGAGUGCUUACAUUUCUACGAUUUUGCUUGAUUUCAAACAGCACGAGGGAGAAAAAAACAACAAAGAGGCAGCAGCUAAUCAAGUCAAAAGGCCACGGAGUGAAGAUAUUGACUCUGGGGAAUUUCGUCAAAACAGCGGAGGCAUGAUUGUCAGCGACAUGAGACGAACCCCAACGACAACGGCAUGGCCAAGACUCUGUGGGAAAUAGCGAGAGUCUCAGCAGCAACUCGGCGCCAGUUGCGACGUUCGAUUUGGAUGGAAUUCUCCCGCGUUCUUCUUUUCUUCAUUCCCGCAACAGCGUCGCCUCGUAGUUGCAAGAGCGGCCCUCUUCUUCUUCUUCUUCUUCUUCUUCUUCAUUCUUGCAACAACAGCGUCGCCUUCGCCUUCUUUUCUCAUUCUUCGUCGCCAGUGUUCUUCUUCUCUCAGAGCUUUGCGACUUCGAUGCGUUUCGAUCUCGGUUGAGAUUCGUUUUCUUCUAGAACGCAGGAGCCCACUUAGUUCCGUGGGCCGCCUUGCUCACUUAAGCCGCCUCUAUUUACAGUAUUUUUAUACACAUUACCUACAUGCUUGCUGGCGUUAGACUGAAAAAAUUGCUCCGCAAUUAGCCACACAAAUGAGGUCACUGAAGAAGGGGGGGCUUAGCGCUUUAUGUCUAGCAAUUAGUCGGAACAAGUUCUCACGUUUAAGGUCAAGCCAGUCACACAAACGAGGCCACUGAAGUGACGGCUUCAACUUCAAGGAAUUGCACACGAAAAGAGAAACGAACUGACUCCAAGGAAUUGCACACGAGAGGAAAGCAGAUGGAGAGGGGCGGCAAGUGGCUCCUUGUUUCGCGCCAUUCGUCGCCCACAACUCCGACGCACAGCAAUGCAAAGAGUUCGCAAAUGAACACGAAGUAGAGUGCUUCGCUUAAAUUCUUCUUAGCUUAAUGCGGCGCGUGUUUACAUGUGGCGGCGUUAAACUAAGGCGGGUUCAUAGAAGAGAAGAGAAUCAACAUCGCCCGCGGCCGGGUUGGUAGUCGUCAGAAUCCAUCAUCAUCGGAAAAGGUUCGCAAUUGCGUAGGCACUGAGCUCGAGUGCUCCUGUCAGGCUCAGGCAUCGGCAAACGUCGUUGCUCCUCCAAACCAACCAUGCCGGUAUGAGUUCCGUCUCGAGUCGUUCGUAGUUCAGCUUGAGUGACCCUUGGCGGGAGGAUGGGCGGCAGCGGAGGAGGCGCCCGCGAGUAACGAGGGAAAAGAAAAGGCUGCUGCUGGGAAGUUGUUGCGCCGCAUCCUGGUUGUUGUUGUGACGAAGGUGCUGAGUAAGGUGCUGGGCGCAGUUGGUUUCUCAGUUUGGGUGGAGCCUUGCGACGACCAACCGGAAUAAGUUGCCGCCUCGCGGUGCGGGUGAGAAUUUAUAUUCGCUGGCAGUUCUCCAGGCAUAGCCUCUAGCGGGUUACUGUUUGAUAGAACUCCUUUCCUCGCGGCUCAAGCUCUCCGGUCGAACUACAGUCGAAAAGUAGGCAAUUCGCGACUUAGUAGGAUGCUUAAUUCGUAAACUACGGGGGGGCUUGUCAACAUACUGACGCAUAUUCGCGAUUUUAUGACGUAUACUCAUGACUUCGCCAUUAGACUCUAUCACCCAUGCAACUUAUAUCAAAAGUGCGUAGCUAAAGAUUAUUAAACUUCCGCACCCCCCUCCCGCUGGUGCGUAGAUUAUUUAUCUUAUUCUGCGAAAGGUUCUAAUUAGUUUCACUCUGUGACAAGGCUAGCCAUACUCGUACGCGAGGCAUACCUAGAUCUAGGCCAGAUCUUACGCGAGUCGUAGUCUAGAACCAUGGCUGGACCAGCCUCGCCUUCGCCGCACUGUCGAACCAUCUACAGGCUGGGGCGAUUAUUCGGCAUCUAGAGAUCGCCCUAGAGAUCGCGGAGUGAGUAUCUACCAGACUAGAGAGCUCAGGAGAAAGCAAAAGAUCACCCCACUCCAAAUGGUGCCAGAAUCCAAAUGGUGCCAAAAUAGAAAAACUCUCAGAUCUGUAACAAGAGUUCCAGGUCUUUAUUGGGAAGGACUCAUCGAAAUAGUAAAAGAAUAGCUACUGUCUUACCGAAUAAAAGAGGUUCGAGACCGCUCCACUAAGUAGCAUUCGCCUGAUCUUACAAAGCUGCGCUUUGAUCUCUCACCUACUCGCUCGCUAAGAUGUCAUGGCUAAAGGCUCGCCAUCUGACUCAUUUAAUAUCUUUCGGAGAAGACUGAGCACACAGAUGGCAUAUAACUUGGGGCCAUGCGCUAUGUGAAUACAAAGGAUAUCGGGCGGAUCAUUUAAGAUGAAGGGCUGCCUAUGUUAUCCUCGUCAUUAGGCACCUGCCCAAGAGACAGGAGACAGGGGAGGUCGCGUAGUCAUCCGCUUAUAGCGUUUGACUUCGCAGGUUGAUUGUGUAUUGGGGUGCCCAGUCACAAUCCAUAAGUACACGCAAAGCAUUGCGCAUUUUGUCCUCGUCAUUCGUAUUGAUCAAGACUUUUCAAGAUUUCAGGCUGAGCAAGGUACUGCGCUCAGUCAUCCGCCUAUAGCGUUUGGCUCCGCAUUUGUGUCGAUUGUGUAUUGGAUAGCCCAGCCACAGCCCGGCAGUGCAUUUAUUUGCGACAUUUUUCGGGCGAGAAACUUUGGCGAUGCUUUUGCGCUACGUUUGUUGCUAUUGAAUAUUUGCGCCGGGGAUAGCCCAUAUUUAUAGACGCGAGGCGCAGACCUUUGCUUUCUAGGCCGUGUCGCCUAUUAGGAACUCGCCCCCGUCUUAAUUUGUUUAAGUUGUGUUUUCUUAAUUGGUUCAAGUGGUGGAGAACGAUGCCGGCAACUAGUGCCAUACUUAGAGUAGUAACGCAGCUAAAAGAACGCUGAGCGUAGUGCUUGCAUUACUGAAGCCCUAAAGCUUUGCUGUUGUAUUACAUAACUUACGUUGGUUGUGAGUCUAGCCAGCUCACCCCGUUGAUUGUAAUACAUACCAUAGCGCUUUCGGGUGUGAUAGAGUUUAUCCAGGCGCCUCGGCGGACAAGCGGUUAUCUCGACGCACUAUAUAUAGGCUUGGCUUGCGCCUUUUCUACGAUCGAUAGAGAUCAGUCUGAUUUAUUUGCCGACUUAUAGUUUCUUUUUAAGAGUGCUAUCUGUUCUUGGCAUAGUUUGCAUUUGUGUGUAUUGUUUGCGUUCUUCUUUGGCCGCCUCUAAUAUAUAAGUAACUGGCGAUAUAUUGUGGGUUACCGUGACAGCCUAUAGCUUCUGUUUAAGAGUGCCAUCUGUUCUUGGCAUAGUUUGCGUUUAUGUGUAUUAUUUGCAUUAUUUUUUGGCCACCUCUAAUAUAUAUUUGAUGGCAUAUUUUGGGUUACAAAUAGAAAAGAAACUGAAAAGAUGCACAAUCCUGGGCCGACGCCUUUGCGUGAUUCGAUGCGGAGCCCAUUCGUCUCUGAUCUGACUCUCCCGAUGAGUCACGCUGCGGAGGAUCGUAGCGGUGGCGCAGACACGAAGCAGAACGAUGCCCACCACCAGAAGAGCAUAAGUCUGGGAAAUGUGCCGGAGCUACAUUUGGAGCACUGGAAGGAGAUGACUCGCGAGGACGCUCGAAGGGAAGCAAGGCCCGAGUUUGCAAAGGCAAUUUCAGACAAUAAAGCGGAACUACAGCGCCAAAAGAACGCGAUCGGUGGGCUUCUGUCACGACUACAGGCCCGACCCUCUAGUGUUGUUCGCGGCUUGGCUGGGGAUUCGAGAGCGCCCGCUGCUGAAUUUGGGCCAAAACGUCCGGAGCUGCGGGAAGGUGCUGCCGCGAAGCGCCUGGUGACGAUCGCCACGCGGAUAGGUUGGCCUCGGUCAUUUAAAGUGCCGACUUUGAGCCGGUUGCGGAGCCGAAUCGAGAACGCCUACUGGGAGCGGCUGGCGAGGCCGCGGAUCCUCCUGGGCCGCCGUGUUCUCCUUUGCAGAGUCAUCCACCGCGUCGAAGCUCGAAGACGUGUCAAGCCCACCGGCCCCACUUGUGCGGCUCGAAGGACUUGAAAGACGGCGCUUAUCCGGGUGAAAGCCAUUGGGAUGACCCCGGUCGCCUCCGUUCACCCCUCGAGGACCUCCGCGAGGAGCGGAGCGUCCGAAGUGACCCUUUGAAAGACCAACUUCUAGAAGAACAGAGGACAGCUGUGCCGUCAAGGAAAGAAAUGGCGUGGCUUGCGAGGGAGUGGGGUGACUGGUUUGCUGAUGCAGUCAAUUCUGGCUCCCCAGUAUGGGUGACGGGUGAAAAGCGGCCGGGGGACCUGCGUGAAGGUUAUUUAUUUCCACGCGUCGGCUUUCUCUGCCCUCAGAACAGCGCAGAACUGGCAAGCCUUGAACUUCUGGAACAGUGUUUGGAUCGCGCAAGUGCUACAUUGAAGACAAGGCACGGAGCUACCUCUUCAAACGUGUUGGGCUGUCUGCGCGGAUCCAUGCUUGGGGCCGCAUUGAUUUGCCGCAGGGCGAGCCACUCGCAGUGAGCGGAUGGGGCAUCACUUGGGGGGCUCUUCUGAGAAGUCUCCACGACUUUGGUCAGCUGCCUGGGAUGGGUUUAAGCAGCGAGAAGCUAAAGAUCCUUACUGCAUGGGCAGCAGUUCGAUUAGGAUUGAGCGCGUCUCUGUCGGGUAUAAGGGCAGGGCGUCACUGUCGCCUGGUAGUGGUGCGGCGUACUUGUCUCCCGCGGUCCCGCAGCAGAAUAUAUUCAGACGGACGCGCGCACCCGAUGGAGCUGAUCGCCUUGGUUGGCAGGUUGUCAGGCCUAGUAAGUCUUGUGGGCGCACGCAUGUCCCAGAGCGCGCUGACGUCCUCAGGAGGCGCCAUGAGGCCGACCCUCCAAACUCGACCGAAGUGGCAGGCUCUUUCGUUAGUUUUUUCUCCCGCUGUCCUUGCAACAGGCGCUGUCUGCGGAGGUGGCGUGGGAGCACGAGCGAGAGAGAGGCUUGCUCGAGAAGGGCUGCAACCGAUAGAGAGGCCCGAGGUCCGAAGCAGGAUGCCGAGACUAGAAAAGAAUGCCACAUCAUGAAGCGGCCCAACGGAAAAACAAGCAAGAGCCUGCUGUAGCGACACCGUUUGGGCGCGUCACCGACGGGACUUUAGCCGAAAGACCCUGGUCGCUGCGGAGGGCGUUUGAGGCUCCCGCCGCACUUCGCUCUCCUACAGUUUCACCACCAGCACCGUGCCCGCGGCGAAGGUUCCUGAUCCCGCCGCCGACGCCGUCGAAACGCAAACUGUGUCGGCGUUUAGAGGUUGCCCCGGGGCACGUUGACGCCCUCAGGAGGCGCCACGAAGCCGACCCUCCAACCUUGACUGAAGUGGCAGGUUCUUUCGCUAGUUUUUUCUCCCGCUGUCCUUGCAGCAGGCGCUGUUUGCGGACGAGGGGGCGUAGGAGCACGAGCGAAAGAGAGGCUUGCUCGAGGAGGGCUUCAACCGAUAGAGAGGCCUGAAUGUUCGACGCAGGUCGUUACCAGCAAGCCGAGUCAAGGACUGACAUUGAUGGGGCCGACCUGGAAGACACUUGGGACGAGAGCGACGCCAGAACGGAUAUAGCAGACGAUGACGACUCUGCAUUUGGUAUAGGAAUAGGGCGCAAAAUAGCCCGAGGCACAUUUGCGGGGACUUCGCCAGAGGUCGCUACUCCUUUCCCAAUAAAUAGGACCACAUCAGUAGACUCUUGUUUGACGCGUCCAGCUUCCGCUUCGCCGCCUCAGAACUCUAAACGAACCACGAUCAGACGACUUCGAGAGGCUUUGGAAGAUUAGGCUGUCUACGGAGGGCGCGUCUAAGUUCCUUGAGAUGCGCCCUCCUUUCGAAGCGAUUGAGGAAGAAAGCUCUGGACUGCGGAUUAGCGGCAGUGUAGUCAUUGCCUCGCUUCUGUUCAGCGACACUCAGGAGCUGGCGGAAUUUUUCCACCCACGUGGCAGCAGCGACUUGCUUGCCUUCCAGAAGAAGCGAGUUUUGGAAGAAUGGGCUAGGAAAGCUGUCCACGCAGGGAUCUGCGUAGACGCAGGGCCGGCGAAAGUUGAAGACGAAGAUGACGCGGCAGCGCAUGAGCUGGCACGGCUACGAUGUGCGCAAAUUCAGGCAGGGCGCCGGCGUCAUUAUCUCAACGUGGAGGCGCACUCCACGGAAAAGCUUGGGCUUCGCUGCGACCCUGCUGACGAUGCAGGACUCUCUCUAUAUAAGCGAUGGCCCGAGACUUCGAGGCUCUCGAAAAACCUCUCCCGAGCUUAGUCAGGUUGGCCCUGGAGGAAAGGAAGCGCAGAGUUCCAGAACCAUUAUCAAACCGAAUUGCGGCAGCAGUGGCGCUGCCACGGAACGGCGAGCGGCCCGGUUAUUCUGUUGGCAGUAUUUUGCCAGAUUCCGGCAGUGCCGUCUCCAGACAUUUAUACGGGAACUCUUUGGGAGAUCGAGACUAUUUUGAGGGCCUUGGAGUAAAGACCCAGCGCGACAUGAAUAAGGUCGAAUGUGCCGCCUUUGGUUCACCAUCGGCAGGCGUCCAGCAAGGACAGGAGUGAGGAGUGCUUGAGUAUUGUGGAGCACCUCUUGCCUUUGCGGGGUACGAUCUCAAAGAGAACUGCGCGCCCCUUUCAAAAGGACUCCCAGCCCCUUGCAGCGUUCUGCCGUCAAGGUUUGUUUCGAUAUGUCAAGACGGCAGCAACAACUGAGGACGCUGCUAACGGAUCGAAAUCCUCAUGGCUGAGAGAACCAGGGAACACUGACGAACUUGAGGAUACCACAGGCAAGACGCAGCAAUCGCAGCAGAGUGAUGGAAGUGAGGAGUUGCCGGCGCUGUGUCGUUUGGGCAGGGAGACUCUGAGCGUGACAAAAUAUGGUAGAUUUUCCGAAGUCAGACCUGAAGGCCUUGAAUCCACUCCAGACCCUUUGGUCGCGCUUCUCUUUCACUCUGCAGGUGAAGCAGAUAAGGACGCCCCAGAACACGCCAAGGAGGCAGCUGAGGAACAUGCCAAGGAUGCGACCGAUACUGAUAAACUUCGGGACGAGUUCGCCCCAAAGUUCUCAGUUGCCUGGGGGGCCUGGCAGUUUCUCACUUUAGUAGUCCAGCUCCUGCACAGGGUGGCGACCCCUAUCCUUCGCGUUGCAGCUGUUGAGGGGUGUGCUUUCCUUCGACUGGCUACGAUCCGUCAAGGCCGUGCGCUUUGUUGGACUUGAUCACGCAAAAGGUUUCCUUCAGUUCCUACCCUACCCCAAGGCGCAGAAGUUCGCCGCACUUGGUUACGGCGCUAAGGUUCUGCGUCGCUGCGGAUGUUCUUGGGGCUCAUGGGAGGAUAGUCGUCGAGGAUGAUGCACCUUCUAGGGGGGUGAUUUUCGGGGAUAAGAUAUCGCCAUAUUACAUCGCAUCUAUCUCGAUAUAAAAAGAAUUGGGAUUCUAGACUAGAUUUUACAGCAGUACAGGCUAAAUUUCUAGUAGUGUUCCACAUUGCUUGUAUCUUCCCGAGAGGUUGCAGCUAAUGCGCCAGAUUUUAUAGUAGUACAGACUAAGUUUCUAGUAGUGCCCCACGUUGCCUGUAUCUUCGCGAGAGGCUACAGCUACGCUAGCACGGUUUUGAUCUUUUGUUAAAUAGCGGGCAGCUCUGUAAUCGCAACUUGUUCACUUCCAGGCAGUCCUGCCCUAAAAGCAAACUUCGCCAUUGUGUUCUUAAGACAUCCGCUGGAAAAUGGAAUGGCCUGCCAAUUGUUUAGGCAAAACAAAUUUUAGGAAAACACAAAAAAAAACUUCACAAAUCGCCAAGCGUGUUGACAUAGAGAGGCGCUGAGGCUUUAUAUUCGCUGGCAGUUCUCCAAGCAUAGCCUCUAGCAGGUUACUGCUUGAUAGAACUCCUUCGCUCGCGGCUCAAGCUCUCCGGUCGAACUACAGUCGAAAUAUAGGCAACUCGCGACCACGUAGGACGCUUAGUGCGUAAAUUACAGGGGGGCUUGUCAACAUACUGGCGCACAUUCGUGAUUUUAUGACGUAUAUUGAUGACUUCAUCAUUAGACUUCAUCACCCAUGCAACUUAUGCCCAAAAUUCGUAGCUAAAGACUAUUAAACUUCUGCACCCCCCUCCCGCUGGUGCGUGAAUUAUCUUAGCCUGCGAAAGGUUCUAAUUAGUUUCACUCUGUGACAAGGCUAGCCAUACUCGUACAAGAGACGAGACGUGCCUAGAUCUAGGUCAGAUCGUACUCAAGUCGUGCUCUAGAAUCGUGACUAGAUCAGCCUCGUCUUCGCCGCACUCUAGAACCGUCUACAGUUUGGGGUGAUUACUCGGCACCUAGAGAUCGCCCUAGAGAUCGUGGAGGGAGUAUCUACCAGACUAGAGAGCUCAGGAGAAAGCUAAAGAUCAUCCCGCUCCAAAUGGCGUCAGAAUCCAAAUGGUGCCAAAAAAGAAAAGCCUCCAGAUCUGUAACGCGCGCUCCAGAUCUCUACUGAGAAGGACUUAUCGAAAUAGUAGAAGAAUAGUUACUGUCUUACCGAAUGAAGGAGGUUCGAGAUCGCUCCACUAAGUAGCAUUCGUUUGAUCUUACAGAGUUGCGCUUUGAUCUCUCACCUACUCGCCCGCUAAGAUGUCAUGGCUCAAAGGUCGACACUUGACCCAUUAUUUAAUAUCUUUCGGAGAAGACUGAGCACACAGGUCGAAUAUAACUUCGGGCCAUGCGCUACGUGAAUAGAAGGCAAGCGGGCUGAUCGUUUAAGAUGACGGACUACCUACUUUAUCCUCCUCGCUAGGCAUUUGCGCAAGAGACUUCUUCGCAUUGAUCAAGACGGACGGAGACAGGAGAGGCCGUGUAGUCAUCCGCUUGUAGCGUUUGACUUCGCAGGGUGAUUGUGUAUUGGAGUGCCCAGGCGCAAUCCAUAAGUGCGCUUGACUUCACACCAUUUGGCUUCGCAUUUGUUUGAAUCGUUUGACUUCGCACGUGUUUGAACCAUUUGGCUUCGCAUUUGUUUGAACCAUUUGGCUUCGCAUUUGUUUGAACCGUUUGACUUCGCGUCUGUGCUUUGAAUCAUUUGGCUCCGCAUUUGGUUGAUUGUGUAUUGGGGUGCCCAGUCACAAUCCAUAAGCGCACGCAAAGCAUUGCGUCUUGUAUCCUCGUCAUUCGUAUUGGUCAAAACUUUUCAAGAUUUCAGGUUGAGCAAGAUACUGCGUGCAUUCGUCUGCCUAUAGCGUUUGACUCCCCAUUUGUGUCGACUGUGUAUUGGAUAGCCCAGCCACAGCCCGGCAGUGCAUUUAUUUGCGACAUUUGUCGGACGAGAAACGUUGGAGAUGCCUCUGCGCUACAUUUGUUGCUUUUGGGUAUUUGUGCUGGGAAUAGCCCACAUUUAUAGACGCGAGACGCAGACCUUUCUAGGUCGCGUUGCCUAUUAGGAACUUCUCCCCGUCUUAAUUUGUUUAAGUUGUGCGUUCUUAAUUGGUUCAGGAUGUAUUUAGGCAUUGCGAUGUCGUUGGAGUUAACAGCUGGUUGGUUGCAAGCUUUAGUUGAAGAAGAGCUUGUUGUUCCUUUCGCCACCUCCAUUGCGUCCUUGCGGUUACAAAAAGAAAAACUGUGAUCGUUUUCCGCACUCAUAUCUAUCGCGAGGCCGCCUAAGUCAAGAAAGGGCUAAGCACGGCAGCAACGUUCUUAGUAAAGCGAAGACAACAGAAGUCAGCUUGUGGGAGAAAUUGCAAACGCAAAAGACAAACUCUACUGAAGCUAGUAACAGCCCUGCAAGAAGGAGAGAGAAGCUACUUCGUCGCUCUUUGGUUGACGUGGUAGGUAAUAACUCCAUCGCGACGCCUGUCCCUGAAGCUUUAGAAUAGAUAGCACUUAGACUACGCCGCGUCUCGUGCAAAUGUGGGCUGUUCGUCAACCAGAUUUAGCAUUUAAGACAACAAACGUGAUCGCUUUAGAGGUAUAAUUUUAAGCAUCUACCACUCAAUGCUUAUGCGCCGUUUGGUUUUCUUAUGCGCAGCCGUCUCAGUUCAGUAUCCUAGAUUUUGUUCGGGCCUCACCUUGCGGGUCGCAACUUAAUCAAUAGGCAGCAGAGCGCGCGAGCUUUGCGUCUAUAUUUAGUUUACUUUUUUUAAGCGCGCUAUGUGAGCCAGCACUGAGCGUGGAAGCGGUUUCACCAGUGGCGCUCCCGUCUCAGUAGCGCAUACGCGGAACCAGCGGCCUGGGGUGCUUCUGUUUGUGAAGGUGAUCGCGUCGAAACCAGUUGAGGCUCUGCACGCGUUUCGGACUCGUACCACGCGGCCGGCUGGCGUGUUGCUGAGCGGCAGAGUGUGCGCCGGAACGUCUGGCAAAAACUGGCUCGCUCUCGCCAUUUCUUUGAGGUAUCGCGCUGGCAGUGACGGAAAGUCUUUUAAGAGCAUGCCGGUGCUACUCUCUAAGCCUGCCCCUUCGGGCGAAAUCAUGUUCGGCGCUGGGAAGCACACAUCUAGGGCUGCGAUUCGAGCGCGGUACGAUCCGAAGACGUCACUCGCAGCCAGUGUUCGUCUGUAUUGAGGCUUGAGGGUAAGCGAGCCCUUGCCGUGUCCAGCAUUGCGCUGGGAGUUUGCUGGUAGUUACCUCCGCGCCAGCUUGUAGAUCAACUUCGUUCGUCAUUAAACGCGUUUCAACAACUUCAGGAGACGCUUCCUGAUCGUCCUUCUGUGCUUUGUUCAGUUGUUUAAGUCCGUCGUGCCUCAGCGCAGCGCGAUAGUUAGGCUUUUCAGCCGAGUCAGCAAACCGCUGAAGCGAUGCGAUCAGAGCUAGACUGAGGCAGGCCGAACCAAGUCGGGAGCUUGUUCUUAACCUCGCUCAUGAUGUUGACCAGUUGUGUUCCGGCGCAGUCAAGACUGUUGUCUAGAGUGUACAAUCGGCGCCAGUCGUGAUCGAACGGAGCUAGUCCACGUAGGCGCAUCGCGUUCGGCAUGCUCUCGCCCUUGCAGGUGACCUCGUGCCUCGCCGUAGCUUGCAACUGCCCGCGCGUCUGUCCCAGCCGCAGGGGAAUCUCUUCCAGUGCGUGCCGAAGCUUCUCAGUGACCUCGUCGGCUUGUGGCGGGUGCGGGUCGUUACUAGGCGGCAGCUGGGGGCUUGAGUAUCCAGCGGUGCGGCGCGGUUGCCGGUUCGUUUCCCGAGGUCGGCUCGUCAGCGCGAGUAUUAGUAGAUGUCGGAGCGGGAGUUGGGUCAGCUGGUCUUCUGGCAGACGGAAGCUGAGGAAUGGGAGACGAGCUCGCACCUAGUAACUAGGCUAGUUGGCCAAUGGCCGGAAGCUGCAUGCUGGAGGACGAACUCGAGCGGCGGCGUCUCCUUAGUCGCGGAGGGGGAGGCUGCCGGUAGCUUUUCGCGCGCGGGAGUUGAGGUCGCGGAGUAGAGGGCGGGCUCGCCCUUAACCGAUCCGCGGCAGCUGCAGCUCGACGGGCCAUCUCUUGCCUUGCUUUUUCAGCUGCUGCGUUCUUGGGGACCAUAUUCGUGCGAGUGCAAGCCUCCACGUGCAUAAAAAUGAAUCCCAAUGAACGGGCGUGCUCGUUCUGAAAUUAUACCUAUGCCCUUUCGGUCGUGUCAGUCAAAGUCUAUCAGCCUUCAGCCGCUGCCUGUGUUUGUGAAGUGUUGCAAGCCUUGGAAGCAUGAAGCUACUGGGCCCUGUGCUAAGUUCUGGCGGUGUGGUGCUGAUAGAUGGCAGCCAAUGUUCAAAGGUGACGGGAAAGCACUUCAGUGUGGGAAUGGAGGUCAAGUCCGUCAGUGCUGGACUGGUGAAGUGCUUUCAGUGUAAGAAUGGAAGUCCGUCAGUGCUGGAAUGGUAAAAAAGACUCAGUGUGGGAAUGGAAGUCCGUCAGUGCUGGAGUGGGGUCAUGUCAGUGCGAUCCGCAAAUCCGUAAAAGUUUCUAUGUGCGAUCCGUAAGAGUUUCAGCGUUGAUAGUGUAUGUCUGUUCUUGCUGGAAUAGGAUGGAAGCGCGAGCCGUAUCCCUUUGCGCUAGGUCAGUGCUGGAGUGUCAUGAGAUGCAUGCGCGAUCCGUAAAAAGUUCCAAUGUGGUGAUGUCUGUUCUUGCUGGAAUAGGAUGGAAGCGUGAGCCGUAAAAAAUUCCAGCGCGAUCGUGUUUGCUUUUUCUUUGUCUGUGGAUGGAGGUGGGCGAUUUAUUGACUCGCAACGUUAUAUAUCGCUAGCAUAAGCAUUUGCCUACAACUGGUGGAAAAUAUUCAUGGCUGGUGGUGGGUAUUUAAGUCCGAUUGGGUGUCUUGUGUUUAGAUGUACUACAGCAGUCGCCUGAAGAGUAUCGCCAUCACCUUAGCACGGGAGUGCAGUCACGCUUUACAUGUGCUACAGCUACACGCCACGAGCUUAACGCAUCUUGAUGCUUAUCUAGAGCUUGUUGGCCUCAUUUGGUUGGUCUUGUGUUUGUGUUUGGAUGCAGUGGACAGCCCCUGCUCAUGUACUCGGCUACACCUUAACACAGACGAGAGAGAGAGAGCGCAAGCGUGUCCUACUGGUCUCACCGGGAUGGUCAAAAACAAGAACGCCGGGCGGGUAAAGCGUGACCCAGGAAGUCCAGAAAUCAACCAACAUCACGAAGGAGGGCCGACCAGCCGGCUCCACUUAGUUUCUCACAUCAUCCGACGCCUCUUAUUAUUCUACUUAUUGGCGAAGUGCGAUCUGGCGCCUCUCGUUUUUCUGUUGUCGCAUGUGCUUGGUGUCCAGUCGCAUGCACAGGCCUCACGCUUCUGGCAAAGUCUCAGAGGUAGCGCGACGAAUGGCGCCACUCUCAUCCCCGUGGGCUGACCUGUCCCACCCCUCACACAGAGAAUGGGCGCGGGCUAUUAUUCAAAAUGGGCGAUCCUUGUGCUACGGCGAUCCUUGUGCCUUACAGCAACGGCCGCGGUGGGUCCUUGGCUUCCUUUAGUCGACGGCACCGGUGCGGGCGGCGUCGUGGGCUGAGUCCCUCGGCGUGAGGCCUUCGCGUGCGGAUCCUCGUGGGCCCCUCUCGUCGUCAUGUCUUCGCCGUGUUCUCAAGUAUUCUGGUUGGCCUCAGUCUGACUCGUCACCUUUCCCUCGCCGUUUUUUUGCUCUUCUUUCGUCUAUCUUCGCUUGUCAUAGUUUGCCACUUUUUGACAUAUUUCGACGCCCCGGCGCCUCGCGGAGGUCCCGGGAACGACUAUCGUAAGGUGGAGAGACAUACCCGAGACGAACCCAUCCGCGGAGGCUCACUCUAAUGGCAAGCGAGCUUAUCUAAGGAGGGGGAAAGUUCUUGGAUUUGGUCCAGCCUUCUUCAUGUCUUUGGGUCAGCCUUCAUUUUUGCCCAGCGACGCUGCAGCGGCAGAUGGUACUGCAUACGGACGCACAAUAGGGGGGCACAGGUUCUGGGGCCUCUUUGAGGAGGAAAUCGCGGACGAAGGCACCAACCUGCGCGAAAGUAUAACGCCGCUGCCACUGCUAAGACUCGCUGAACAGGCGGGAGGCCACGCCGAUCAGUGGGGAGAUUUGCACUCUCUACGCUGACAGCCCCACGACAGCGCGAAAAACUUGCGACCGUGGCUCCUUUUCGGCGCCUCUCCUGAAAAGCAUCGCGUUACAGCUGGGGGGAUUUUGUCUAGCAAGGGGCACCGAGCCCAUUUGGGCCAAGAUUUUUGGAGACAAAAACCCGACCGCGGACGCGCUGCCACGCUUCGAAGAUGAGACAGGCAUCAUCGCAUACCCCAGGCCACGCCGCAGACUCGCAAAUCGCGCGUGGGGUGGGCGCACGUUGUCACGAAGCUCCCAGGGCUUCAAGCUGAGGCCUUCACCGAUGUCAACCGGCCUGACAUGGCCAGACUGCCGCUUCGCUUCUCCGAGGCUUGCUCUCCAUUCCAGUCGCGCGAGGUGCUAGCGAGCGUUAAAUCCUGGCGGUUCCCGCCGAUGCGUCUGGCUUUCAUAGCACUGAAACUCUUGCGGAAGUUUUUGCCAGGGCUGACCGACGACGAGCAGCCAAGACCUGCUGCCAUGGUGCCAGCCAUGGGCUUCAAAUUCGCCGACUUGUGGAAAGGAAGAGACUACAUCACGCGGCCACCUUUAGGAAGGGCAGAAAGAUACGCAGAGGCUACGGGGCAGCAGCUGACAUUCAUGACGAGGGUGCUUUCAUGGCCUUCACUGCGGUACCCCUUCACGCUUGGAAUACGCCGAGGCGGCAGUCUUCUUCUGUCGGGCUGUAGAUGGGCAAGCCCAUAAAAAGCGCGAAGCUCGAAGCCUUCGCUCCACUUCGUGGCUCGGGUAAAGUCGCGGACAUCUGUCACGUUACAGAAGAGGUCGCUCUCCACCUUUCUGCCACCACCGCACACCGGCCAAAGGGGGCGGAAGCUAGCAUCUGCGCGACCCACCCCAAGGCAGCGCGCUACAGUCGGCCUCCGUUAGAAAAGAAGCUGGGGGAUUUAUACACAUUGGGAAAAUCAUGCCCGCACUUAUCGCCAUUGAAGCAGGGCCGCCGGCUGAUAGAGAUGGCCUGGACUCAUAUUGCCAGCGUCUAUUGCGAUCUCGCCAGGUUCUUCAUGGCGUUGCCUUUCACUGCGCACAUUGCCUCGCGGCGCUCAAUCUAUUGCGAAGCCUUUUGACAUCGGUGCAGAGCAAAACGAUGGCCGAGCCACAGACUACGCGGCGGUAGUUGAUAAAUUCCAUACAGCCCGGACGAGUGACGAACUUGAGCAUUCGACUGAAGACGUACCCAGCCCCGGCGAAGCGUUGAGAUUUCUUUGCAGUGGAUCUCGCUUUGGUUGUCGUCACCAUUCGCGUCGCGCUCUGUCGCCUUUCGGGCGUAUGUUCUGGCGACGAGUCGGCAUCGUCUUGGGCUAGCCUGACGCGCUGGCCGCAGGGCAAAUUAGAAGACGUGCGCUGUGGUGUAGCUAAGUCAAGUUGAAGCAUUGAGAACUGCGCAGCAGUGCGCUCCUUAUGCAAAAUUUGGCGUGUGGAACGAGGUGGGUGAUGAGUGCGCUAUCGGUUCCCCCCUCCUCGACCAACGGCGGCCACGCGCCUACAUCGUGUCGCUGUCGUCUUAUCAUUAGUCUUGUCCAGUGUCGUUGCCCAGUCACUGUUCAGUCACUGCCCAGUCCUAUCCAGUCCUCUGUCCUGUCCAGGCCUUGUCUUUCUUCUUUCCCACCCGCCACAUCCCUCUCAACCUGCGCCCUGUCUCUCUGGGGCUCGGAAUUAUCUGCCCCGCCCUCCCUUGUCCCAUUCCUCGGUCCUGAGCGAACAAGCUUCAGUAUGACACCCCCACGUCCGCCAGCCCAGCUUCUAUGAUGCCUUUGGUUUCGAUCUGUUGUGGUCACCAUUGAUUCGCGUCUCGCUCUGUCGCCUCUCGAGGUCGAGCGUAUGUUCUGGCGACGAGUCGCCACUGUCUGGUCUUGGGCUAUCCUGGCGUGCUGGUCGAAGGGAAAAUUAGAAAACGCGCACUGUGGGUGUGGUGUAGCUCAGUCAAAUUGUUACUGUUUCUAGCAGAACAAGCUAGAACGAGGCAAAGGCGUCCCCGCCUCGUCUUAUCUUAUCCUAGAACUAGAAGAGCUGGAGGCAAGGGCCCUUUUCUUACUUAUUCCACUAACUUGCACCUAUCUACAUGAGGAACGUGAAGGAAACUAUCUCAGGACUUUACUCUGAGCAUAAUAAAUUGGCAGGAAGAUGGCCCAUUUUUCAUUACCUAGCAAUCACUUUAGAAAUACUUCGGGGGAGCUAGAUAAGCUGUACCUGUAGGCAACUUUGUGCUUGUGGGGAGAGUCCCUAGAAAGACUUCGACUCUUUAUCGUGGGAAACAGCGGAGAGGACUUUGGGGCGAGUUGGCUCGUCUGUCUUGUUUAUACCGUAGCAGGCAGCCUCUAAUCUAGAGCUACUAACUUACAACUACUACUACAGCUAUGCAUCUGAGGUCUGUGCUCUGCUUCUGGUUCUGUGAAGUUUUUUCUGAAAAGAAUUUCUAACAUUGGCGCAGAGACGGAUACUGUGGACGACCCUGCUUCGCCUUUCUCUCGUCCCUUAUUCAAGACUGGCAACAAGACGCCGACCAUCUACGAGGACGGUGGCACUAAGGCUCAACAAAGAGGAGGAUGCUGGUAGACCUAAGCUCAGCCUUGGACUUCUUAGGCCCUUAGAAUUAUUGACCUGUCAGAAGCAGCGUCGCUCAUAGGUUCUUGAUGAAAGGGCGGGGCCUCUGUCAUUUUUCAGAUCGUUGGAAGUAGCUAGGUGAGAGCUUCGCUCUUAGUAUUUUCUUUUCAUCAUAUUCGUGCGGCCUCUCCUCUAACUCUCGCUACUUCCUGGAAACGCUUUCCCGAUCCCAUCGAGCUGGUUACUCGAACAACGUCCACAGCGCGGAUUUUUUGGGUCACAGCGCUGAAGAUAGUGGAAACGCUUUCAGCCUUUUCUUGGAUGGACAUGAGGGCACCUCGUACAUGGAUGACCACUUUCACGCGGCUACCACGGUUGGCGCCGACGCGCCUACUCCUGUUGCAGUAAACGCGACUACUUCUAGUGGUGGAGAUGGUGCCGAUGGUGCCACUUUUCUGGAUGUUGGUCGUCGGGGAACGAAUGACGGCGCGGCGAUAGAAGGUAGCUCACAGAAGGACGCAGCGCAGAUAGCUCACAGGAAAAUGCGUCUAGUAUAUAAAAAAGAGUGCAACGAAUAUCUAAGAAGCAAGAGUGUGAAAUGCUGCGAGGCUCAGUCGUGUAGCUUUUUUCUCCAAGCUGAGGGGAGUGUGAAGAAAAGGGUGCGGCAGAGUCGUGGCGCGCUUCAUCGUGCGCCACCUGAGUUGCCGCCCGUAGUUUUAGUAAGUAAGAGCGGCCACUUUGGGGAAACAGAUCCCAGAGAGGCUGCUGCUGUCGAUCUGCAGAGCGGGCAGGCGCAUCAGUAUGUUUUUCACAAAUACACCCAUGGCCUGAGUCUGGCUCGGGUGAAAGCUGGUAGUGAUACUUUAGAGGGAGGCACUGGCGAAGGGGUCGUAGAUAUACAACAGUCGAGUUUGCUUGCUGUUGAAGGUCGUGAACAUCUGACGCGGCUUCUUGAAAAGGCUGCGAAGCAAGAUGAGAAAGCUCGGAGGGAUGAGGAAGAGAAACAGACGGGGAAAAGCGCAGCACCCGAAACCGGAAGCGGGAAAGCAGGCCGCAAGCAGGGGCAGCUGCAGCCGCUUCAGGCGGCAGAAAGAGAACCCGCGCCAAGCUUUGAACUGCGACUCCUUGAAAAAAAGCGGAGCGAGGUAACGGUGCCUGAGGAAGAACAAAAAGGCGCUGGCGCAGUGGUUGAGUUCCCUGUUUAUGCCUGGGAGGUGUGUGCCCUCCCCGUCUGCGGGGCUAGUGCGAAAGGAGGGGGAAGGAGAGCAGGGCAAAACGGAGGGACAGUGGCGGUGUCUAGCUUUUCGGGUAGUGGGGAAUGGCAUUGCGGGUCUUCUCCAGUUUCUAACUUUUUCGCUUUGUGGGGCCAAGAUAAUGAGCAAGCGGCAGAUAUUGUAAAUCAUUUGCAACGCCAGCAUCCACAUGCAGCUAAACAAUUCGCGAAGAACAUUGCAACAGUGUUUCUUCAGGAGGGAGGGCACAUACGCAUAGGGGAUAGCUCCUUGGGAUGGUCGUGGCUCCCCAUACCUGAGAAAAUCGCAGAGCAUCCACCACUAGUGCUUAACUGGGUGAAAGGGGAACCAAGUGAUCAGUCAGUCAGUGGAAGUGCGAGCACUCUAGUUCCCGCCAAUUUUGAUUUUAUCAACUCUUUAAAUAUGGAUGAGCUGCAGGCCCUUUCGAGCGGUAGGGGGGUACAUGACUACAAUGCUCAGCUACACUCAAAGCCGAGCGACAGGGAUAGUGAUAGGGAUGGUGAUAGGGAUGGUGAUAGGGAUGGUGAUAGGGAUAGUGAUAGUGAUAGUGAUAGUGAUAGGGAUAGGAAUAGGAAUAGGGAUAGCGAUAGGGCUAGCAGAGUGAUAUCAGGCCUAGAGUUUGAGUUUAGGGGGGUCGCAGUGGGCGAGGGGCAGCAGGUUUCUAGUGGUCCAGAAUCACCUGGGGACAAUUUGAGCUACCUGGUUUUCGCAUUGCGUCACGUCCGCCGUAUGAGUGAGAGUGUUAAAGUUGAUCCUUCACACAUGAGUCCAACAGGGACCGCUGCCGGGUCUUCUGCUCCUCAAGAUAGCUUGGGGCUGCGUCUUGAUGGCUUAGGUGGGAGAUUUCUUGUUUAUCCAUAUUUCCAGAGUUUUCAGGGAUGCACAAGAAAGCACCCAGCCCCAAAAACGCAUAAGCGCUACCGCUUUGCUUACGCUGAUGAGGCAGCGAGCCUUGUCAGGUUAAUGAAGAAGAGGACACCGCAGAAGUCGAAAACAGAGUGGAAUAGCGCGGCCAGAGCUUUCCUACCAUUGUGGCCCAAAGGCGAACAUAGAGCCGCGACCCUCGGCUUUGAGGUGCGCUCCCUCAAGGGGGAGCCACUGCUAGAAAGGACGGCGUGGCGCGUCACAUUGUCCAAUGGUGAUCGUAGGCAACUUCGCUUUUCUAAUGAUAGCGAGAAACAGAAAUUGUUUGAAUAUGUUGAAAAGAUUCGUUUCGCUGACAGGAUCGUGGUCGAGUUCCGUUUUGGUAUGUGGGCACUUUUCAACCCCUAACUUUUGCUGCUGUUGGGGCCAGUAAGUGAAUCUUGAGGAUGCCGGGGCGUAGUAUAUAGUUAUUACUGCUUGGCAAGCUGGGCGUGAUCAGAUCGAAGACGCGACUCGGGAAGAAGGAACGAAAACGAAACACCACGCCCACAGGCCAGCGAUGAGCAGCAACAAGCUGCGGCAUGAUGUAGCCCGGCUCGCUACCUCCGUACAAGCGGAAACGACGGACAGGCAACCCAGCCCAGAAGCCCCGCGCGCGAAUCUACUUAGCGGGCUUAACAAUCAAGCACCGACCAUCCACGGCCAGCCCUUGCCACUUUGUGAGCGGCUUCCGGUGCUGCUGUCGAAGAGUGGCCACCUGCCAAAAAGGCACCACGUUCGGCAGUAGCAAUGGCCAAAAGCCGAAAGGUAGGCGCAGAAGAUGAAACCACUAGAAGCAUAGAACGAAAACGACAGGGGCACAGAGUAGGCAUACAAUGAAGCCGACAGAAGUACAAGAAAGCCCGACAGAAGCAAGUGCAGGACAGCACAAGAAUAAGACGCCAGACCUUGACACCAACACGGCGGCCGGUGCCUUGACUUGGCGACGGCAUCCGCUGAGGCAGACGCUUCGACACUGGCAGCACGCAGCGCCGGCACUGCAUCCGCCCGCCUUUGCUUUAAGUCUGGCAGCGUGGGGGGGUGCCGGAUGCCCUCGGGCAGGCUUUGCAGGUCUGCGCGCAGUGGGUCUUUGUGUCAGGCGGACGCGCGCCCGGCCAGCAUUCAGGUAAAAAUCUGGCUAAACAGGUCGGCCAUUCGGGAUCGCGGAGCGCAUGCCAGCCUUGGGCCGUUGUGUGUCUGUUUCGUUCCUGGGGUUUUUCUGCCUUUCUCUUGUUGUUUUGUUGGUAUAUUUGCGAGCGGUGAGGGAGGUGCUUCUCCUUCUGGGUGUGGCUCUUUUCUGGUACUCUAAAGAGGGGUCGCCGAUCCUGAAAUCUGCGGCAGCGGACCAAAAAAGACGACCGAGAAAGUUUGGCUUUUUCGGUCGUUUUUUUCGAUCGGUUCCGGCUCUGGAUGCUUUGGGCGAGUGGCUCGGCUCGGGGGUGCGUGUCUUAGGGGUCUCGGUUGAAGGGGGUGCACUGCUGAAGGCGGUUAGGGUGACGAUGGGCCGUCGGUCUUCGGGUGUGGUGCUCCUGGUCUCUCGGGCGUUUUCGUGCUGCUUUUCAGUGGGUUGGGCUUGCUUGUGUUUGUCUUCUGUUACUUGGUCGCCUUGCCCCGCCCCCUGGGGAGGAGGGGCCGGGGGCAUUUGGAAGGGCCUCUGCCGUUGGGUGCCCACACUGAGCCACGGCCGCGGGGCUUGACGAUUGGCGCAACAGCUCGCGCGGAAGUGCUGGGCCUCGCACUCGAAGGGAUGGGGGGACUUGGUAGGGGUCGUGUCUGGGCUUGGGGGAUGGGGUCCCGGGUCUCGGUCAACGGUUAUAAAACGGCUAAAAUUUUCCCAACCUUUCAAGGGUUGGAAAAAAUGACUUAAAAAAACGGCUAAAAACAGGCUAAGACCUUUGGUCUCUUUCUCGUGUGAUUUCGGCUCGGGAUCGUUCGUUUUUACUUUUGGGGUCGGUUUAGAGCACUCCCGCCGAGUUUUGGAAGGACGUGCCGCCGACUUUUUUAACCGUUCCCAAGAUUGGCGCCAUUUAACGCGUCAGCUUUGGCCUGAUUGUUAGCCGCGGACUUUAGCCGUUUUUUCAGCUGUCGCCUUCAGCUGGUUUCUUAACCGGUUCCCGCGGGGUCUUGGGACGCCUGCCCCCGGGCCGCGUAGCCGUGACGUAGACUGGAUCGCACCCGACGCAGCCGCCGCAUUCCGCUGGCAGGCCUCGCAGAAUUGCUUGGCGCUCGUGCAAGCUCCGCGGGGUUGGCCGGGUGGUGCGCCUGUGGACGUUGAGGCCCCGCGUCGAGCAGUGCUUACCCGGAGUAGGGCUGUAACGUCCACGCCAGUCAGGUUGUGCGGGUCGGGUCGCGUGGUUCUGGAGUGGGCGCCGGGGUCGCGGUUCGCUGGCCCCUCGAGGUGUGGCCUUAUAACGUCUGCGCCGGUGGGCCUCGCGGGCUGGUGUGGUGUCGGCUCUUUGUGUCGGGCUCUCCCUUUGGGUGUCUUGCUCGAAGUGUGUGGGGCCGCUUGCUGGAGGCCGGCCCAGGUGCAUGCGCUAGGUAGACUCGCGGGCGCCUGCUAUUGCAUUGUGGUGGCACGGGUUCGCGUGGUGGGGUCUUUCGUGGGUCUUUUGUGUCGGGUCGGUUGUUGCCCCCCGGCAGCCAGAUCAGCUGGCGCGGGUGUGUUGUGGUGUCUGCCGGUCGGGAUUUUCUCAAAAGCUGAAAACUUUGACCAAGUGAGGCCGCGGCGCCCAUGCCAGUGAGGUCGCGCGGGUGCGGCGGCUUGGCUCUGGUCUGGGCUCUGGGGUUGCAAUUCGUUCGCCGGUUGCUCGAAGUGUGGCCUUAACGUCCACGCCGGUGCAGCCUCGCGGCCGGGUUGGCGUGGUGUCGACUCUUUGCGCCUGACCUUUUUCCGACGCGUCUCGAAGGCUGGCCUUUUGCCUCAGAUCGGCUCCGGCGCAUACGCUUCGGCCUGGACUCGCGGGCGCCUGCUCGUGCAUGUUGGUGGUGGCUCGGGCUUGGCGUGGUCUUUCGUGGGUCUUUUGCGUGGGUUCGGCUGCUGGCUCCCCGGCAAUCAAAUCAGCUGACGCAGGCGCGCGGCGGUGCUUGUCGGUUGGGAUUUUCUCGAAUGCCGAAAAUUUUAGCCAAAUGCUGACUGGGUUCGUUGGUUGGGUGUGUGUCCGCCUGAAUGAGUAAAAAGCUGAAGUCUCGCCUGAUUUCUUUUUCUUUGCGCAAAAAAUGGAAAGUUUCUGAGUGCCUCCGUAUCUGCUGACAGGUGGGAAAUCAGGCGGGGGGCCCUCGCCUGAUUUCCCGCCUGGUUUCCCACCUCAGAAGCGCUGCGCCCUUGGAAACUAGUCGGGGCACCCCGUCCCGCCGGGUUUUCCACCUGGUUUCUCACUUGGUUUCUCACCUGAUGUCGGAAGCAGGGCGGAAGGGGGUGGGGGGUUUUUCUCUUUUUCAAAGAGCGGAAGAGGCUUGGGAACUUCGUAGAAGAUGGCGGGAGAUUAUUCCCCAGCAAAAGGAAGCUCGCGCGUAGACAGUGAAUGGCAGCUAGUUAGCUGGUGAGCCAAUAACAAAAGGGUGGGAGUUAAGUUAGUAAGCCUUUAAUUGGUAGCAGUGUCCACCGACUGAGACAUCGACCAACUGGCUACGCCACUAGGGUGAACACACUGAAACCACCACCACGCGCACGCAUGCCAGGGAAAUCAUUGCGGCCACUAUUACCGGCCCGCGGGUGAGAGAGGUGACGUGAUUACCACGGGGAUGCGGAUGCAGGUCAGGCGGUGCCUGCGACUAGGCUGGUGAUGGUGAUGACAUGAGGAGAACGAGCAGGGGGCUGGUGGCUUUGCUAGUGUUUGUGGCUGAUCUUGGUGGAACGUUGCGGGGGUCUCUAUGCAUGGGAGGGAUGAGGAAUGAGGCGGGGCGAGUUGAUUGAGACCAGAACCAUGGAUCGGGGCCGAACUGGAUCGGGGUCCUGUCCUCGUGCUGAUUCGUCGCAGAGCGGUGGCUGGCCUUUGUGGUCUUAUGCCUACACCCCCCCCAAAGCAAAGACCACCAAACGAAACACCACGCACCAAGUAACGCCGGCAAUUCUGCCAGCUUUUCGCCGUCUUGUGCACGAGGUCACAUGGCUGAAGGCGUUUGACAUUACUCAGGGCGUCCUUGUCGGCGGGUCUGCGCGGUUCGAGCCCGUUGGACAUUAGCGCGCGCUGGACAUUAGCGCAGGCACUCGACGUGGUCGCGGACUGCGUGACGCCGAAGGAAGACCGGCGCGCUUCGGUCUUUUCGCAGUAGCUUCUGACUCACUGAGACCGAGGGCAGACCGGCCGCCCACGAAAACAAGCGGAACGAACGCCGCCGGAGCUUUUUGUCUCUGGAAACCAAUCAAGAAAGCAGCCGUGGGCUGUGCGCAGCUUGAUGCUGUCGAUCACUGCGACACGCUCCGCCUCGCGUGUGCUAUGUGCUCUGGCGGUUUCUGUUGGUUUGACCGACCACGCCGCGGGAACUCCGCGAAAGUCUAGGAUGCUGCCGCUCGUUGGGUUCGGGGUGUCCGUGCAACCAGCGCAGUCAGAAUCGCUGGACGCUGCUGACUUACUUCCUUCGUUACCAGCUUCAGACGCUAGCUAUGUCGCUGUGGGCUUUUUUCUAAAACCAGCGGCUUCGACCGCGGGGGGGGUAUUAUUAUUGGCUUGUGCCUUUUGUGCCUUUCAAGUAUUGCGGACGGAGCAUGCCUGUCGCGCUCCUUCGUGUUUUCUGUUGGGUUUGCUACUUCUUCACGCGCCACGCGUUGUGCUGUGAAUAUUUUGCCCACUCUACCGAGGCUAUACGCGUCAAGCCUCCGACAAGACUACGCAGCGGGAAGCUGCCAGCCGUUGGGGUGUCCGUUUCUGGACUGUAGAACACGGGCGAGGGCACAGCCUGACGCUCGGCCAUGUUGAAGCCUCGCGAUAGACGAUCGACGGCGUCACGCGUGUGAAUUUCUCGCCACCGCCGGGCCGCGUUGUACUUUAAUACUAUGCCCAGCGUGUCUCAGACUGUAGUGCCGUCGCCAUGACUUUCGGGGCUAAUCAUUUUACCGGGGUUAGGUAGCUGGCGGGAGUCUUCUUUGCCCAUCUCGCUUCUCACUAUUUCAACAGACGCGCCGCCCCCACCAAUCUGACUGCGCUGCCAUGCAUCGGCGUAGGCGCUUGAUGUGAGGGCAUUACCUUGGGCGCCUUUUCGAAGUGGGCUGGGUGCAGUUCACGGGGACACGCCUCAUCUCCUCGCCAGGUUCUUUUCGGCGCUUUCGAUAACAAUCGGACCACCUGGGGGGUGUGAUUCGAAGUCCAUACAGGUGCAAAGACUUCGCCAGCCUUCCAGAGUCUCUGUCUGGGCGGUCACUCCACUGCGUACCUGAGGGAGGCGCGGCGUUGCUCCCUCGCCAUUUGGUGGAGCGUUUUCGACGCCGUGGGGUGCCCACACUAUGCCGCGACAGCGAGCGUGGCGCGACGACUGUCGCAGCGGCUAGCGUGGCGGUGCCUGGCUUCGAGUUCGAAUGAGUGCGGAGCCGUGUAGGAGGGGGGCGCGGGUUGUGGGGGGUACGUAGGGUUUGGGCUGGUUACUUUUCUCAGAUGACGGCUGAAAAUGUGUCGAAAAUUUUUUGGUUUUUUUCUGUCUAAAAAAACGGGGAAAAGCGGCUAAGGGUUGGCGCUUUUUCUCGUGUGAUUUCGCCUGGGGGUCGCUUGUUUCCGUUUUUGGUGUCGGUUUGUGGCGUGUUUUUCCAGGUUUGGAGGAAAGCUUGGAGGAGCGCGCCGCUGACUUUUUUAGCCGUGUCGAAAAUUGGCGGCUUUUUCGCCGUUUAUCUCAGGGAGGUUCAACUUUAGACAUUUUUUUUAGUCGGCAUUUUUUGGCUGGUUGUUAGCCGACUCUUGCGGGGUCUUCGAAGCCUUCGGUCCGGGCAACCGCGUCGCAGGCUUGAGCGCACUCAGAGCAUCCAGGUAUAUUCCGCGGGCAGGCCUCGGAGUGCGGCUGGGUGCUCCGAGCUCCGGGAGGUUGGCUGGCUGGGGCGCAUGUGGACGCUGAGGCCCCGCAUCGGGCAACGCCUGCUCGGAGAAGUGGCGUCGUUAUGACCACGCCAGUGAGGCUGAGGCCGCGCGGGCCGGGCCGCGUGGUUCUGGGGUGGACGUUAGCGCCACAGGCUGAGCAUUGGUUGCUCGAAGUGUGGCCUUAGCGUCCACUUCGGCGCAGCCUCGCGGGCUGGCAUGGUGUCGGCGCUUAGCGUCUGGCGCUCCUCCGAGGCGUCUCGUACUCGAAGUAUGGCCGUUUGUCUGAGGUCGGCCCAGGUGUAUGCGCUUCGGCCUGGACUUACGGGCGCUUGCUCAUGCAUGUUGGUGGUUACUGCGGGCUGGGGUGGUCUUUCGAGGGUCUUUUGCGUGGGUUCUGCUGCUGGCUUCCUUGCAUCCGGAUCAGCUGGCGCAGGCGUGUGGCGGUGUGUUGGGCUCGGGGAUUUCUCAAACCCGAAAACUUUAGCCAAAUUUUAACCGGGCCUGUUGCCUGGGUGUGUGUCCGCCUGAAGGAGAGGCGGCGGACGCUGGUCCGGCUCCCAUCUGCGGGGCUGAGUAGGGGCAGCCGCAGGGAUGGGAUGGCAUCCCGCCCCGCCCGGUCGGUGGGCAGGUGACACACGGCGCACCGUCGAAACUUGGCAAGAAAAACAAAGUCGCGGGCCCCUUUUCUGUAUCUCUCGCGGGCUCCUCCUCUUGGCAAUGCUUUCAGGCAUUAGCCUGGCCCCCCUCGAAAUGUGUGCGAAAAUAACCGAAGCGAGUGCCCCUGUCGUGUAUGCUAUAGGACUCCCCGUCGCGGUGUUUCGCUUGAGAGGAAAGCAGGACAAGGCCCCACGCGUACUCUUUUCGCAAGCGAUAGGGCUGCGGCGGGGGGUCCGGUACACGGUUCGGUAGAGAGGUCAACUCAAUUCAAGGGGUCACCUAGCGCGGAAGCCUCGGGGCGCCGGAUGAUCAGAGGCCCUACACUGGGCAAGAUUUACACGAAAGAGCCCAAGAGCAAAGAACCAGGGGCGGAGUACUUCGAAGCCGUCUGAUUACGACGAAAGGCGGGAUCCGUAGACAAGUGGGCCCUGGGUGGAGAAUAUACAAACAAGGACGGCAAAGGCCUGGACAAUGUUCAGCCGCUCUGGACAUGGUAAGAGAGACUCUGGAGAACACUCGCCGGCCAUGGAGAUCCUGAUAGGAAAACUUUCCCGCAGUUGCGAGCGAAGUAGAACCUCGGGCGCGUUGAAAAUCCCCGCGCCCCUCCAGAAUCUCACAGCACGCACUUCCCACUUUUUCACCGCCUUGGACUGGAGGGGCGCGGGGAAACACACGAAAGAAAGGCAAAACACACAAAAACCAACAGGGACCAAGCGACGGGAAUCGUUGAGCGGAGCACUUCCGCGACUAGGGGGGGGCAGUGUGGCUGGUCGCUUUUGUGCAUUGUUUAGCACACUUAGCGUCUUGGCAUGGUUCCAACAGUAGCACUUCGAUAAGGUUGAAAAGUGGCCCCAUACAGUUUUGUUUCUGUCCGGGAUUCGCCCAAGGGCGAUGGGAGAGGGCCGCCGGCCAGGGGGCCUCUUUCGAUUUUCGAGUUGCAUCACAUUUCUGAGGAGGUAGAUAAAAUAGACCCAAAAACGAGCGUUGUGUAUUCCGCCAGACUGACCGGGGGGACCACUCAGCAGGACUUGUCGGGUAUGCAGUAUCUUCUUGGUGUUUAUGAGGAAGACGAAGAGUGCAAGGGAGGGGCGAGCCGUCAAUGCGAGUGCAUAUUUUUUGUUCAAAGCGAGAGCGAGCUAAGCAGUCUUGGGGAUGAGACCAGCACCAAGAGUGGGAGGGCUUCGGUAUGGUCUACUGCUGCUGGCUUUAGUAGAAUUAAAAACGCAGCUGUAGGCGCUGUAGCUGCAGCUCGUACCACUCUUAGAAGCAGGAAGGCGCCUGACGCCGUGCCAAAUCAGGGUGAAUAAGAUAUCAGGUCACUUUUGAUAUAAGUAGGUGGAACAGGGAGAGUCGGCUGGUUCAACCCCUUGCACCACACUCUUGAUAAUUACUUGUACUUUGGCACCUGCUACGCGGGCAGACUUCGUCGAGGUCGGGCUUAGUCCGGUCGCCAAGGCCGACUCAGUGCUUACCCUGGGCUGCCUGUAGUAGGGGUGCUACGUGCUUGUGAAUUGGCAUUGAGUUUUUUUUCUUUUUGUAAAUUUUGUUGUUGGUGGUGAAGAUAGUGUGACGAACAUGUGUAGCGGUCGUUAGCUACGACGAUCGUUGAUUCAGAGGUUGCGGACAUGUUUUCUCUACCAUCUUGUCGUUUAUGACAGGAGAAAGAGGAGCAUCCAUCUUAUUGUUCAGUCGGCAUCUCCAUACUCUUCGACGCAACCUCUGCAUUCAACAGGCGAGCAUGCGUCUCAUUCUCUCCGAGGAUUUGGCGUAUGUGUGACUCGGAAUAAACUCUAAAUGUGGGUGCCGAUUCUUCUAGGAUUAUAUGACACUCAGGUGGGCUGAUGUAAGAGGAGGGAAAGUUUGCCUAUGCCAUCUUCUUUUCAUGAGAAUCAACCUGAACAUGGUAAGGAAUAUUAUAGAACAAUUUUGACACAAACACAAAGUACCGGAGGUGAAUGUUGAAAAUGAAUGCGUCUAGUUUGCUGUAGCAUUUAUUUUCGUGACACUUUUUUCAAACGUCUUCAUCAGCAUAGCAAUCUUCAGAUCUCAUUUUUCUUCCAGGAAGUAAGUAGGUUGAAAUUUCGCGUCGCGACAUUGUAUGUAGUCGUGUUGCAGUAAGCGUACUAUCAGGACCUCCAAGGACGCCGUUUCGUCAGGUAGAAUGAAGUGCGAAUGCGAUGUAGUGGAUGUAAGUAUGUAAAUUCCAGCAAGAACUGACUGAGUGGACAACUGAUUGAAAAGAAAUCAUCCUGGCUCCAACGACAAUACAAUUAGAGGCAUUCUGUUAAGGAAAUGCUGCUGCUCCCCGUUUCUUGAGGCGACGCGUCGUUUCGUUUUAUUGCCGCCAACUCCAAAAUGCUUGUUGAACCCGUAUUGAGUUUCAAAUUGAAUAAAUGUGCAACCAAUAUAACGGUCGUGCGCAAUCCCGUGACUCGCUAAAAAAUUUUCGCUAAAGACAUGACCUGAAUGUGCAUCAUACUAGGCCAUAGCGUAGGCUGUAUAGGGGGAAGCGAAGUAAACCGAAUUGAGAACCGUCCAUUAUUUAUGCGUCUACUGUCUCUGUUCAGGAGUAGGUGAGUGCGGACUACGUGGCUCAGCUUCGUAGCACGUGACUGUGUGUAGCACGUGGCUGUGUGACUUUAGUCUUCUGAAGCGUGAUACAGCGGAGUAUCAGGAAGGAUGUUAAGGGCCAAUUGGGUCUUGAUGACUCGCGUGUCUCUUGACUUCCUGAUCGACUCACGAAUCGCACUGCUCCUUGCCUCCUGUUUCGUAUUCUUGUCUCGCGGUCUGCCGGUGCAGGAGUGAGUCCAUCAUCAUCUAAUCACGAUUAUGCUGAGUGCCACUGCUAAGUCUUACCUCAACUUCUCACUUACUAAGGGUUCAGUUGUGCGGGGGUCGGGUUAACGUUGAUGAGGCUCCGAGGGUGGUUCUAAGUUGGGUCGAUGUGUGUCCGGGAGGGUGUCGGGAGGUAGGUUGAGUUUGGUCGAGGGAACGGGAGGGGGCUAUGGGGGCUGUCUACGGUGGGACGAGGAGGGCUCGGUCGAGUCGGGUCUAGGAGAUAUUGGUCGGGGUCGCGGUGGUUUGUUGUAACGGAAUUCGUGUAAGUUUGAGGAUUCCCAUCAACUCACGGCUGCUGGACUGUUUAUUGUAGCGUGUAAUGACAAAUAGGUAACUGGUGGACGGCCCCUAUGGUGCUGGUGGUUGUUGGUGACCAUGCAUGAGCGAGUAUGAAUCUGAACGUACAACUCUUCGAGAAAAGCGCGCGGUAUUGUCGUCUAGUACCUCUAACUGGUCUCUUCUUGAGGGUUCCCACGAGCACGUAGAAGGGAACAGCUGCAAGCACAUGGCACAACAGAGAUGGACUCCUUCUAGAAGUAGCUCUAACUCCCUUGCUUUUUAACAGUCGUCACAUCGUUUUCAGAUAGAAAAGGGAACUCGAAUAACCAAUGACGCGCAACGAGCUCACCUCCAUCCCUUCAGCAACGAGAUGCGAGAGACAAUAACAAGGAAUGACGCGGCACUCACAGGAUGACUUAAUGCGUUUUUAUUUACUUCCCCCUCUUUCCUAUCAAGUAGGCAUAUUUUUAGCUCAAUUUAUUACGACUUGCACAGGCCUGGAGAGUUUGAAGAGUAUCAAGAAAAUUGAAACUGUUGACGUCACUACUUAUCUAUGCAAAAUGAACACAUGCCAUCUUUUGGUCUAUCUUUUUGUCUAUCCUUUUGUGUCUGCUGCACUAGGAUCCAUCAUUUUCAGGUUGAAGGGAUAGUAUUAAAAAAUCUACUGAUUUCUGAACCUUUCUACAAGACACUCAUAGUAGCCGACGCUGAUGGUAAUUUGCGAUGGUGUGGAGCCGGUUUUACGCCCGUUUUACUAUGGUUUGGGAGUGCUCUUGAAUUUCUUGAAAAGAAGUUCAGGUUAUUUUAAGAGAUGAAAAGCUGUUGAGAAGAAGAACAAAAGCAAAGGAGCAGUCGCUCGGCACGAUGAGAAAAGUAGACUCAGGCUGCAGCUGAGUCGUUUCGUUAUGAAUUGACUGCUGAGAGCGUUACUGAAGGAAAGUCGUGUUUCUAUUCCCUUUCGGAUGUGUCUAUUUAAUGCUUAUCAGAUUUCUGGUCUGUAUUCAGGGGCAGAAAAAGUGGGCCGGCCCCUAGUUUAGUAUCGGGCCACAGUGUUCUUUGGGAUGCGCAGCACGUGGGUUAUCGACGACGGUGCCGCAGUUGCAUUUGCUACAAGUCUCACAGUAUUGGUCUAGCCAAGCAGAUGGGAAGGUGGAACAGAUGGUAGCGUCCUGCAUUAGUCAGUCUAAUACAAAAUGGUAGGGACUACUGGCGGCUGUUUUGGACAGGCAGGUGGUUGUAGAAGAUUUUGCGGUGGGUGGGUGAGGAGGUGGCGACGGAAUGGGCAGACGGUGAAGGACUCAAUCUCAAUUGGGCUUGCGCAUAGAUCAGUGUAAUUGCGCACGCAUAUGCUAGAUUAUUAACCAUUGGCUCGGAUUCUCAUGCGAAUUAACAUUGGGCAUUGUUUCAUUCUUCAUUUGGCUCUGUUUCCAUCAUCAUUCUCAGUGCGUCAAAUACACGCUCACUCAGAUUCUGAAGUGAAAAAAAGGAAAUAUGAAUCGAUCAGAAAGACGUGUCCGUAAGUGUUUCGAAUUUCAACGCUUUAAGAGCAGCACUGGUUCUCUUAUCCAGGUGUUGUUAUUGAGGUGGUUUGCUGGUAUUCUGCUCCUGAAGGACACAAAGACAUGGCG